CCAAGGGACGCGGCCAAACAGGACACCCGGUCAGCCGCCCAUGUUGCGCACGGCGAUCGCCGCGGAGGCCCGGCGGCGCAUCUCCCUUGCCCCGGCAAGAUUCGCGCACGAGCUCGCGCAGGCGCAGGCGCAGGCCCAGACGGCCGUCCCUGAGCGGGGCGGCUUUGAUCCAUCGUGGGCCCCGCUCUACAGGAGAAUCUCGAGGCUGUACGGCAGGCCGCCGGGAAUGGUGGCGGCGGAGAUGGACAACUAUCUCCGCAAGCGGCGCCCGCUCUCCGCGGACCAGAUCGUCGCCUACGUCCGGAAGCUCCGCAAGUUCAAGAGCAACGCUUGCGCGCUCGAGUUGAUGGACUGGAUGGAAUCUCGUGGAGCAAAGUUGAUACCUGGGCAUCAAGCGCUGCGGCUUGGCCUGGUUUCAAAAGUGCAUGGGAUACAGGCAGCUGAAGAAUAUUUCUGGAGCCUUCCUGAUAAGUCAAAGAAAACUUAUUCAUCUUUGCUUAACUGCUAUGGUGAACACAGAAUGGCAAGCAAAGGUCUGGAACUCUAUGAGAAGAUGAAAGUCAUGGACAUUGUUCCAAAUACACUGUUGUACAACAACUUGAUGACUUUGUACCAAAAGGCGGGCCAGCCAGAGAAAAUCCCCUCCACAUUUGAAGAAAUGCGAGAAAGUGGUAUAAGUGCUAACAAUUUUACAUAUUGCAUAUUGAUAGAAAGCUAUGUUACAAUGAAUGACCUGGAGGCUGCAGAGAAAGUCCUGGAAGAAUUGCAGAAGGUGGCUCCAGUUCACUGGUCCUUGUACACUAUGAUGGCAAACAAUUACCUCAAACAAGAGCUGUUUGGAAAGGCAGAAGUGGCCCUAAAGAAAGCUGAGGAAGUCAUGGAUAAAGCUGAGUUGUUGUCCUGGCAUUUCCUCAUCUCUUUGUAUGCCCGUUCUGGCAAUUCAACCGAGCUUAAGAGGAUCUGGGAGUCUUUGAAGUCCACAUUCAAGAAAUGCUCGAACAAAAACUAUCUUGUGAUGCUUGAAGCUCUGAGUAUGAUUGAUGACCUUGAGUCUUUGCAGCAAAUCUUUCAGGAGUGGGAAUCGAGUAAUGAACAUUACGACAUGAGGAUAACAAAUGUCAUGAUCAAAGCUUACCUUGAUAAGGGCAUGAUAGACGAAGCUGAGGCUAUCCGUCAGAGCACCAUGUCUCAGGGCCAUUGCAACGGGAGGACGGUUUACAUGUUUGCCGAGUUCUAUUUGGACAAAUCUGAUGUUACCGCGGCACUGGAGAUCUUGAGAGAUGCAAAGAAGAUGCUUACGGCACACAAAUGGGUGCCAUCGGAAAAGCUUACGAGCAGAUUUCUGAAGCACUAUGAAGAGUCAAAGGAUGUUGAUGGUGUGGAGUCUUUCUGCGAGUGCCUGAAGAAGCUCGAAUGCCUUGAUGCGGAAGCUUAUGAGGGCAUGGUGCGGACCUAUAUAGCUGCAGGUAGAACCAACCCAUCCAUUGCUCAGCGCAUCGAAGAUGAUGGGAUUCACGUUGGCCCUGAGACGACGAAAUUGCUGGAGCGUGUUUCCGGCAAUUGAAACUGAGAAGGAAAGAAACUUUGUAAGAACUCGAGGCCACUGUAGAAUUUUUCUUUAUUAUAGAGCAGAAUUAUGACUUGUUGAAGAUGUCGUUAUCUCGUGUAAAACUUGAUGUCACCGGAUGAAGUACAUGAAUUGCAAGGUCUUUUGGCAUUUUA
Triticum aestivum (bread wheat) is the source of this 1722-nucleotide messenger RNA. Its product is annotated as pentatricopeptide repeat-containing protein At4g01990, mitochondrial. The coding region runs from base 41 to 1564 and encodes 507 amino acids. The record is from RefSeq and is a predicted model, not a curated record. Gene Ontology annotation, molecular function: protein binding. Gene Ontology annotation, cellular component: mitochondrion. NCBI's taxonomy places the organism in Eukaryota, Viridiplantae, Streptophyta, Magnoliopsida, Poales, Poaceae. The transcript has 2 exons.